UGAAUUACACGUGUCAAAAUCACGAGUCGGGUUCUCCAAAUUGAAGUCCUAAUCGACCGCAUGCAGUAAUGGAUUUCAGUCGAAAUAGCUAUUUGCGUCCCCUUCCCAUACGUCGGUCGUCUUAUAUUCCGUGGAAGAUCAAUGAAAUGAUGGACAACUUUUUAUAUCCGCAGGGUGAAUUCCUUGACAGGUGGAACAAACUAUUUGUGCUUUCUUGUGCGAUAUCAUGGGCAUUGGACCCACUAUUCUUUUACAUCCCAAUGUGGAAGUUGAAUGAUCAAGAGACAUGCUUAGAUUCGGACAGAACACUGGCGCUUGUUGUUUCUGUUCUUCGUUCAGUCACAGAUGCUUUUUAUGCAAUUCAUAUAUACUUCCAAUUUCGAACUGUGAUCGUCCAACCUUCUUCCCGAGUGUUUGGAACGGUUGAUUUGACUGUAAGAAUAGCAAAAAGAUACUUGUCCACAUAUUUCACUGUCGACAUUCUAGCAAUCCUUCCAUUACCACAGGUGGUAGUUUUCGUUCUCUCUCCUUCAUUAGAAAAUGCAACUCCAUGGGUAAUGAUAGAAGUGUUGAAGCUCGUAAUCUUCUGCCAAUCUAUGCCGAGGCUUUUGCGGAUCUAUCCACUAUAUGUAGAAGUAACUAGAAGCUCUGGCAGACUGGCUACGACAGCAUUGGGUGGAGCUGCCUAUUACUUUUUGCUCUGCAUGCUAUCCAGUCAUGUGGUUGGAGCGUUUUGGUACAUUUUUGGCAUUGCACGACAGGGUGCGUGCUGGCAGAUAAUGUGUAGGAAAAUUGGCUCAUGUGGAUAUAUAGAUUAUCCCAGCUGUGGAAAUAAACUUGAUCAAGCUGACUUUGUUCGUCAAGUAAUUCAGGCUUGCCGUAUUGUCGAACCAGCUGAAACUAAAAACUCAACCGAUGACUUUGACUUUGACUUUGGAAUAUUUACCACAGUUUUGAAGUCUGGGGUUAUGGAAUCAAGCGACUUUUUAGGGAAAUUCUCUUAUUGCUUCUGGUGGGGUUUUCGCAGUCUAAGUUCUAUUGGUCAAAAUCUGGAAACAAGCAGCACCUACCUUUUCGAGAUAAUCUUUGUUUUUCUCAUAGCCACCUAUGGGAUGAUCUUAUUCUUCUUACUUAUUGACAAUCUGCAGAAAUAUACGCAAUCCACAACAAUAAGGAGAGUAGAAGAAAUGAUGGUGAGGAAGACUGAUGCAGAACAAUGGAUGUCCCGACGUAAUCUCCCUUACUGCUUAAGGGAGCGGAUUAGACAAUAUGAACAUUACAAAUGGCUAGAAACAAGAGGUGUGGAGGAAGAGAAUGCCAUCCAUAAUCUUCCUAAGCAACUCAGAAGGGAAAUAAAGCGCCAUCUUUGCUUCGAUCUUCUUAUGAAGGUGCCCAUGUUCGCAAAGAUGGAUCAACAACUGUGGAAUCUGCUGUUUGAUCGUCUCAAGCCAGUAGUUUACACACAAGGCAGCUACAUUCUUCGUGAAGGGGAUCCAGUGGACGAGAUGCUCUUUAUCAUGCGAGGAAACCUAACCACUAUCACUAUCAAUGGUGGAAUAACUUCUUUCAACAGUACUGCUGAUUUUUGCGGUGAAGAGCUUCUUACUUGGGCCCUAUAUGCCCAGCCCUCGACCAAAUUCCCAAUUUCAACAAAAUUAGUGGUGACUGAAACAGUGGUUGACGCCUUCGUUCUGAUGGCAGAAGACUUGAGGACUCUUGCCUCUCAGUUUCCGAAACUUCAUAUCAAGGAGUUGCAGCAAGCUAACAAUGACAAGAGAACUAUAAUCUCUAUUGGAACUAGCUCUGAUCAUCAUCUUUCUCAUUUGCGUAAAUGGUCCUUCAUAUUGGAACCGUGUAAAAAUGACUUCUUCUACUCCCAACAAUGGAGAACAUGGGUGGCGGCCGGUUUUAUCCAAUCAGCUUGGCGCCGUUACCGUAAGAGAAAGCACGAGAGGGCUUUGUGUGAUGCAGAAAAUAGAUUGCAAUAUUCUUUGGCAAAUGAAGUUGGGGCCUCUGAAAGUUUUGGUGCAACUAUGCAACGACCAGAAGGCACACUCAAUACCAGAGUGCGGCAACUGCUGCCGCCAUCAAAGCCUGUUGAGCCAAAUUUCAAUGUUGAAGGUGACAAUACUUCACAAACAUCAAUAGGUCAUUCUCCCAACAUGGUUAAUAUUGUGCGCACAGAGAUUCGUGCAGCACUUGCAGAGCAUCGUAUGAGUUUGCUAGAGGACUUGGAGAAGAUCAUUAUGCCCAUCAUGACUCGACUGGCGGACAUGGAGGGUCGUAUGACUGCUACGGAGGAGGUCGCCAGGACUCGAGGCCUUUAGUCUACUUUGGAGUCUCCAAAAGCUGCUACAUUGCCAUAUUUUAAUGUAUUUAAUUUGGAUUCAUAGUAUUGAACUUUCGAUAAUGUCAUCGUAUUUUUUGUGGUCUUUUUCAUGAAAAAAAGAUUUAACAAGAUUCUUUCACAGUAUUAUAGUUUAUUUAUUUAUUUAUAAAUUGUUCCCUAUGCUAGCUUCUUAA
This is a messenger RNA of Carya illinoinensis, 2523 nucleotides long. Its product is annotated as cyclic nucleotide-gated ion channel 1-like. Bases 69 to 2327 code for a protein of 752 amino acids. NCBI's taxonomy places the organism in Eukaryota, Viridiplantae, Streptophyta, Magnoliopsida, Fagales, Juglandaceae. The record is from RefSeq and is a predicted model, not a curated record. The transcript is spliced from 8 exons.